AGGUUGCGGUAUAUCCAGGAAACGUACUUUCGCUUUACAUGUCAAAACCUAAAGGGUUCAAGUAUAGAAGUGGGCAGUACAUAUAUGUUAACUGCUCCGACGUCUCACCAUUUCAAUGGCAUCCGUUUUCAAUUACUUCGGCUUCUGGAGACGAGUUCCUCAGCAUUCAUAUCCGCACCCUCGGCGAUUGGACAUCACAACUCAAAUGCUUAUUUUCGAAGGUUUGUCAACCUCCGUCAACAAGUCAAAGUGGGCUCUUCACAGCUGACUUAGUUCAAGCCAAUAACAUAACCAGGUUUCCGAGGCUUUUGAUCGAUGGUCCAUAUGGCGCCCCAGCACAAGACUACCGAAACUACGAUGUAUUGCUUCUGGUAGGCCUAGGUAUCGGAGCGACCCCAUUAAUCAGUAUACUUAAGGACGUUCUUAACAACAUCAAGAAUCACAAAUCCAUUGAAGAAGGCACAAGCCACAAUGUCAAUAGAAGCAACACAAAACGAGCUUAUUUCUAUUGGGUAACAAGAGAGCAAGGAUCUUUAGAAUGGUUUAGUGAGGUCAUGAACGAGGUAGCUGAGUAUGAUAGUGAGGGAAUUAUUGAGCUACAUAACUACUGCACGAGCGUCUAUGAGGAAGGAGACGCGAGAUCAGCACUAAUCACGAUGUUGCAGUCAUUGCACCACGCCAAGAACGGCAUUGAUAUUGUGUCAGGUACUCGGGUCCGGACCCAUUUCGCAAGACCCGAUUGGCGCAGCGUUUUCAAGCAUGUCGCGGUGAACCACAUCAAUCAACGAGUUG
Brassica oleracea var. oleracea is the source of this 792-nucleotide messenger RNA. RefSeq names its product respiratory burst oxidase homolog protein B-like. The record is from RefSeq and is a predicted model, not a curated record. NCBI's taxonomy places the organism in Eukaryota, Viridiplantae, Streptophyta, Magnoliopsida, Brassicales, Brassicaceae. The transcript has 5 exons. The annotation marks the transcript as partial. Gene Ontology annotation, cellular component: plasma membrane. Gene Ontology annotation, molecular function: NAD(P)H oxidase H2O2-forming activity.